UAUUAUAUUCCUUCAUUUUACUGGGCAAUAUACUGAAAACACAAAGAAAAUAACUCUGUGUAACACCAAAAAUAUAUAUGGAGAAACUCAAACUACAAAUAUAUUCAAUCCAAACACUAUGUUUACGCAAAAAAAAAUAUAAAUUUUCGUUACUUAUUUUCUUGUGUUCGAUAAUAUUUUUUUCGAAAACAUCAUGUUCAACUCUUUCAUUUAAUUUUUAUGGAUUAUCUUGUCCCUCAGCUGAAUUAAUGGUGAAAAAUACAGUAAGAUCAGCUUCUUCUAUGGAUCCAACUAUACCUGGGAAAUUGCUUCGUCUUCUUUUUCACGAUUGCUUUGUUGAGGGUUGUGAUGCAUCUAUAUUAUUAGAAGGAAAUGGAACAGAAAGAAGUGAUCCAGCAAACAAAUCACUUGGAGGAUUUUCAGUAAUAGAAAAUGCCAAAAGGGUUUUGGAAAUAUUUUGUCCUUUUACGGUUUCUUGUGCUGAUAUUGUUGCUUUGGCGGCUAGAGAUGCUGUUGAAUUUGCAGGAGGGCCAAAUGUUCAAAUUCCAACAGGAAGAAAAGAUGGAAGAAUUAGUUUGAUAACAAAUGUGAGACCAAACAUAGUGGACACAAGUUUCACAAUGGAUCAAAUGAUUAAUAUUUUUACUAUAAAGGGACUUUCUUUAGAUGAUCUUGUUAUCCUAUCAGGUGCACACACAAUAGGAUCAGCACAUUGCAAUGCAUUUAGUGAUCGUUUUAGAGUGGACACAAAUGGCAAUUUCACUCUAAUUGACCCUUCAUUAGACAAAGCAUAUGCAAUAGAGUUAACAAAACAAUGUCCAGCAGGGGCAGCAACUUCAACAAUUACAGUAAAAAAUGAUCCUCAAACACCUCAACUUUUUGACAAUCAAUAUUUCAAAGAUUUAAUACAACACAAGGGGCUUUUUCAAUCCGAUUCUGUUUUAUUUAACGACGUACGUACAAAGAAAAGAGUCGUUGAGUUUGCGAAUGAUCAAGACGGAUUUUUCAGGAGUUGGAGUCAAUCUUUCGUGAGACUUUCUGUGCUCGGAGUGAAGUCCGGAGAGGAUGGAGAGGUUAGAACUUCUUGUUCGGUUAUAAAUUAAUGUGUGGUAAUAUAAUGACGUACGAACAAAGGAAAGAGUCAUAGAGUUCGCAAAUGAUCAAGACGGAUUUUUCAAGAGUUGGGAGUCAAUCUUUUGUGAGACUUUCUAUGCUUGGAGUGAAGUCUGGAGAGGAUGAAGAGGUUAGAACUUCUUGUUCGGUUAUAAAUUAGUGCGUGACAAUACAGUGACGUAUGCAGAAUUUUAUUCGUGAGUUGGUUUCUAUUAUUAUAAUUUGGGCUUGUAAGUAAGGUUUGAGUUUGGAAUUUUAUAAAUUGUAUUAUUUUAAUUUCAAAAAGUGUCGACUUAUUUUAUGUAUUCAUAUUUUGUAAUAAGUUAAUUUAUUACAUUGUUGUUAUAUAUAAUUUUAAAUU
Messenger RNA from Solanum lycopersicum (tomato), 1474 nucleotides. Its product is annotated as peroxidase 18. Gene Ontology annotation, biological process: response to oxidative stress; hydrogen peroxide catabolic process. The record is from RefSeq and is a predicted model, not a curated record. Gene Ontology annotation, molecular function: heme binding; peroxidase activity. Lineage: Eukaryota; Viridiplantae; Streptophyta; Magnoliopsida; Solanales; Solanaceae.